AUGAAGUUGGGAGAACAAAACAGAAAACGCACGUUAAAACCCAUACAAGCAAUCCACCAUCGACCUACUCCCAACCCCACGUCCUCGACAAAACAAGCUUUAAGCUUCAACUCGAAGAAAAAGUGCCAAUGUGUGGCGGAACUCCGACAGGUUAACGUGGUGAACGGGCAAUAUGAACCAUACGAUCACACUGGACACAAGUUGACGACUUGCACGAAGGUUGGCACAGGUAAAGGUGAAUCUCACGAAGAGAUGGAAAGCCAAAGACGGCCCAGGAGGGGAACCAGUCUUGGAGUGGACGGACGCGUAAUAGGCCAACACGAGGGCCAAACGUGGUCGAAAGCCGAAGCCGAAGCUGGCGAAACGAAUGAGACGGGUUGGAAAACCGAUGUCGGCAGAGCGACAAACAUGGGCAAAAAUGGGGGAACGCGAGAACUUGACAUGGGCAUGAAGGCCCUGCUGAACCUGGACUGA
This is a messenger RNA of Coprinopsis cinerea okayama7#130, 474 nucleotides long. RefSeq lists its product as hypothetical. The transcript has 3 exons. Bases 1 to 474 code for a protein of 157 amino acids. Lineage: Eukaryota; Fungi; Basidiomycota; Agaricomycetes; Agaricales; Psathyrellaceae. The record is from RefSeq and is a predicted model, not a curated record.